Molecule: messenger RNA, 603 nt
Organism: Anopheles darlingi
Lineage: Eukaryota; Metazoa; Arthropoda; Insecta; Diptera; Culicidae
Product: peritrophin-1-like
Exons: 2
Coding region: 1-603 (200 amino acids)
Cellular component (GO): extracellular region
Molecular function (GO): chitin binding
Source: RefSeq, a predicted model, not a curated record
AUGUAUACCAAGUUUAGUUCCCUUAAGAAUACGGAGCAGAACAUGGACGUUCAGGCGGAGGUAACGGCCGUGCGCGAUGCUCGUUGCCCUCGUGUCGAUGAUCCGGAGAAGACGAUCCAUUUAGCACACCCGACGGACUGCAAUCGAUUCCUCGUGUGCUCCGCCGGUAGAGCGUACGAGAUGCGCUGCCCCGAGGGUCUGGAGUACGAUCUGGAACAGCUGAGCUGUGACUACGACUACAACGUACGCUGUUCAGUCGAAGGUCGUCAGCAACUGGCUAAGAAUGAGAUAAUGGGAAAGGUGGAGUCGAUGGGACAGGCAGCAUUCGAUCGCCCCAGUUGGGUGAACCGUGAGGAGCCCUAUGCGGCGGUGCCAGAGGUACCGAAGCAGUACAAACCAGCUAUCAGUGUUGUCGAUGCCCGCUGUCCCCGUACCGAUGAUCCGAGGAAACCAAUCCAUCUGCCACGAACCGGUAAUUGCGCCCAAUUCAUGAAGUGCUUCGGUGGCCGAGCUUACGAGAUGGACUGCCCGGCCGGUUUGGAGUUUGAUGUGAAGAAUGGGCGCUGUGACUAUCCUGCCAUGGCCGGUUGUAGCCGUGUGUGA